Molecule: messenger RNA, 2124 nt
Organism: Mobula hypostoma (lesser devil ray)
Lineage: Eukaryota; Metazoa; Chordata; Chondrichthyes; Myliobatiformes; Myliobatidae
Gene: sult6b1
Product: sulfotransferase family, cytosolic, 6b, member 1
Exons: 7
Coding region: 36-974 (312 amino acids)
Biological process (GO): sulfation
Cellular component (GO): cytoplasm
Molecular function (GO): sulfotransferase activity
Source: RefSeq, a predicted model, not a curated record
GAGCAUCCUCGCCGGUUCUUUGUCAGGCUUUGGAAAUGGCGAGCGAGCAGGCGGGACAACACGGAAACGCCGACGGCAGGUUUCUGGGGUUGCUGAAGAAGGCAAGCGAGCUGAAGCCGGAGGAGCUGCUGUAUCGCCGCAACGGGAUGCUCUUCCCCUCGCUACUGUGUACCGAGCACAACCUAGAACAGUUUUCAAAGUUCGAAGCUCAUCCUGAAGAUAUGUGCCUCGUUUCCUAUCCCAAAUGCGGAUUUAAUUGGGUAAUUCAGCUACUUUGUGGUAUUGCCUCUACCGUUCAGAAUAAAACUGAAGAAGAGAAAGAAAAUGAACCUAAAGUCGUGAUACUGGAAUUUGCAAAUGCUGAUAGACACAAGCUGUUUAAAAACCAGCAAUCACCACGGGUUUAUGGAACACAUUUCCAUUACGAAGAUUUACCAACAUCUAUAAUUGAGAAGAAAACGAAGAUCCUGGUGGUAUCUCGCAAUCCCAAGGAUACCGCUGUUUCCUAUUAUCACUUCUGUCAGAAAAACCCUUUACUGCCUACCCCUACGUCCUGGGAUGAGUUCUUCAAGAAGUUCAUGGCUGGAGAAGUGGCCUGGGGAUCUUACUUUGAUCACGCUCUCGUUUCGGACAAGUACAUUGACGAUGAAGGUGUUAUGGUUAUCACAUUUGAAGAGCUGAAGGAGGACCUGGCAGGGGGAGUGCGGAGGAUAGCAGAGUUCUAUGGCUUCUCACUGAGUGAAGAACAGAUUCAAAACAUUGCCGACAAGGGCACCUUCCAAGCCAUGAGUGCCAACUCACAGAAAACCCACUUCAACCUUGGCAACGUCUUUUUCCGCAAAGGUGUGGUUGGUGACUGGAGAACCCUUUUCACCGAAGAACAAAGUCGAGAGAUGGAUGCCAAGUUUGAAAGUUGUUUAGCAGGCACUAAGUUGGGAGCAAAACUAAAAUACGACCUGUACUGUAAGGCGUAAAGAAGGCAACAAAAACUGAUAAAUAAAGAUUAAUAUUUUUAAAGAACUGAUCAUUUAGAACUAUAUGCUCAGAAUCCUCUGGCUUGAAGCCCACAGCUUAAAAAAAUGGAAGGAACCAUAUGAUCCACCAGGAAAAGGCAGCUUGAUAUUCUGGGUGCAGGGCCAAGUUGCCCUAUGACUUUUCAAUUCCAUGUCUAUAAUGUUAAGCAUAGUUUCUCCUCGCCUCUUUUAACUCUCCUACCCCCAACAUUUAAUGCUGUAGCAAUCGUUCAGACUUCUUUUGUUGCUCCUUGUCAGAAACAAAUCAAAUUCAAAAUCUCCUGCAAUUCAUCACAAUGGGUGAAUGCUGCCUGUAGUGUACUGUGCUAUCGCUGUAUCCCAGACACUCUCCGUCUGUGCCCUAGACAAGGACAAUUGCAGGUCAUUGCAGUGAGAUUUGUUGUCAUCUACGCCCAAAAAGGCAAGGCAGUUGUCAUUAUCAUGGAUGUUAGAUGGAGAUUAUCUGGCCUCUCUUUUGGGUCUUCUGUUGAAUAAGCAGGAGUAAAGAAGGGAAUCAGAAUCGUUUAUUAUCACUGUCAUAUGUAAUGAAAUUUGUUGUCCUGUGGUAGCAAAAAAAAAGUGUUUGCAUUUUAAGUUUUAUAAAAACUUUGCGCAGCUGAGAAUGGAUCAACACAUCCUCUGGGAAAAAAAAUCCAAAAAGACGUAAACAUAAUGGCAGUCCUAAGAUAAGAUAAAACUUCAUUUGUCCCCAAGGAAACUGUGGUUGCAAGGUCAGUCAGAAAUAUAUACUUUAAAAUGUAAGCAUUGAGAUAAGGAAAAAAAUACGAAAUGUGCAUGAAAAAGUAACAAUGCGAAGUACAGAUGUGCAAUGAAAACAUAUACUUGUAUACUUAAGGAGGAGAAGUUGUAGAGAAUGAAUGUAGACAUCACUUUGCAAAUGAUAAGAGCAGAUUGAUAGAAUACUCAUUGGUCAAAUUAAUAGGCAAUUGUACCAUCUGUACAUUUCCUAUGGAUACUGUAACCAAUAGUGUGGGGAUAUGUGACUUUGAAAGUUAUAAUUUCCAAAAAUUUUUUUGCUGUUGCCACAAGAUACCAGAAUUUUACCCCCUCUCUUAACCUAGGACCUGACUGGUGGCAUAGUGGCAUCAAC